This is a messenger RNA of Arabidopsis thaliana (thale cress), 2619 nucleotides long. It is a transcript of the gene CRK19, whose product is annotated as cysteine-rich RLK (RECEPTOR-like protein kinase) 19. Gene Ontology annotation, biological process: response to salicylic acid; defense response to bacterium. The transcript has 7 exons. Gene Ontology annotation, cellular component: membrane. Gene Ontology annotation, molecular function: protein kinase activity; ATP binding; protein serine kinase activity. The coding region runs from base 179 to 2116 and encodes 645 amino acids. NCBI's taxonomy places the organism in Eukaryota, Viridiplantae, Streptophyta, Magnoliopsida, Brassicales, Brassicaceae. The record is from RefSeq and is marked reviewed.
CUUUUUUUAAUAAUAGUUAUUAUUUUGCGCGAUACAAGUUUGACAUUACAAAAUAAAAUAAAAUAAAACCGGCGUUUACUAAGACUUGUUGGUCUCAUAGAAAAAAGGGAAAAAUAUAGUUCUAGUUUCAAAAAUUGAGAGCUACAUGAUCUGAAACCCAGAUCGAGGAAAAGGAACCAUGUCUUCUCUGAUCUCUUUCAUCUUCCUUUUCCUUUUCUCAUCCAUCACAGCUUCUGCUCAAAAUACUUUCUACCUAUAUCAUAAUUGUUCAGUCACGACGACUUUCUCAAGUAACAGCACUUACUCCACCAAUCUCAAAACCCUUUUGUCCUCUCUCUCUUCCCUUAACGCUUCUUCUUACUCCACCGGAUUCCAAACCGCCACGGCGGGACAGGCCCCCGACAGGGUCACCGGACUUUUCCUCUGCCGCGUCGACGUCUCGUCGGAAGUUUGCCGUAGCUGCGUCACCUUUGCCGUAAACGAAACGUUGACUCGGUGUCCAAAAGAUAAAGAAGGCGUGUUCUAUUACGAGCAGUGUCUGCUCAGAUACUCUAACAGGAAUAUAGUAGCCACUCUAAACACCGAUGGAGGAAUGUUCAUGCAGAGCGCUAGGAAUCCUCUAUCAGUCAAACAAGAUCAGUUCAGAGAUUUGGUCUUGACCCCCAUGAACUUAGCCGCCGUUGAAGCCGCCAGGAGUUUCAAAAAAUGGGCUGUGAGAAAAAUUGAUUUAAAUGCAUCCCAGAGUUUGUACGGAAUGGUUCGGUGCACUCCUGAUCUUAGGGAACAAGACUGCUUAGACUGUCUGAAAAUAGGCAUCAAUCAAGUAACCUAUGACAAAAUUGGGGGAAGGAUUCUUCUGCCGAGCUGUGCUUCAAGAUACGAUAAUUACGCGUUUUACAACGAAUCUAAUGUUGGAACACCUCAAGAUUCAUCACCACGUCCUGGAAAAGGUGGAAACUCCUCUGUCAUAAUUAUUGCAGUUGUUGUUCCAAUCACUGUACUUUUUCUUCUAUUAGUAGCUGUUUUUAGUGUCAGGGCUAAAAAUAAGAGGACGCUUAAUGAGAAGGAACCAGUAGCUGAAGAUGGGAAUGAUAUUACGACUGCAGGAUCACUUCAGUUUGAUUUUAAGGCAAUUGAGGCAGCAACGAAUUGCUUUUUGCCAAUUAACAAGCUAGGUCAAGGUGGUUUCGGCGAAGUUUACAAGGGUACAUUGAGUAGUGGACUACAAGUUGCGGUGAAGAGACUAUCGAAGACAUCAGGACAAGGUGAAAAAGAGUUUGAAAACGAAGUUGUUGUUGUUGCAAAGCUCCAACAUAGAAAUUUGGUAAAGCUGCUUGGUUAUUGUUUGGAAGGAGAAGAAAAAAUACUUGUCUACGAGUUUGUGCCCAACAAGAGCCUUGAUCACUUCCUCUUUGACUCUACGAUGAAAAUGAAGCUAGACUGGACAAGAAGGUACAAGAUCAUAGGAGGAAUUGCUAGAGGAAUUCUUUAUCUUCAUCAAGAUUCACGACUCACAAUUAUACAUCGAGACCUCAAAGCAGGGAACAUCCUCUUGGAUGAUGAUAUGAAUCCUAAAAUUGCAGAUUUUGGAAUGGCGAGAAUAUUUGGGAUGGACCAAACAGAAGCCAUGACAAGAAGAGUAGUUGGAACUUAUGGAUACAUGUCUCCCGAGUAUGCGAUGUACGGCCAAUUCUCCAUGAAAUCAGAUGUGUACAGUUUUGGCGUCUUAGUACUUGAGAUUAUAAGCGGCAUGAAGAAUAGUAGUCUCUAUCAAAUGGAUGAAAGUGUUGGCAACUUGGUUACAUAUACUUGGAGACUAUGGAGCAAUGGGUCGCCAUCAGAGCUUGUAGAUCCGUCAUUUGGAGAUAAUUAUCAAACAAGCGAAAUUACUAGGUGCAUCCAUAUCGCUUUACUAUGUGUUCAGGAAGAUGCUGAAGAUCGUCCAACCAUGUCAUCGAUAGUUCAAAUGCUCACUACUAGCUUGAUCGCUCUCGCUGAGCCUAGACCACCUGGAUUUUUCUUCCGAAGCAAGCAGGAACAAGCAGGUCCAUCUAUUGAUUCAUCUACGCAUUGUUCAGUCGACGAAGCUUCCAUUACUCGUGUAACUCCUCGUUGAAGACAAAACUAUUCGUUAAUCUAAACAUUUGUGAUAUAUGAUUUUAGACUAUUAAGAUCGACAGUGAACAAAAAUUCAUGUAAGUUAAACUGGUUUUAUUGUUUAUUUUCUUUAUAAAUUCUUUAAUUAACAAGUAUUCAUUUCAGUGGUCAAAGCAUCAACAAUAGAACAACAACUGAACAAGGAAUAUGAGCUAGAAAAGUCACUGGAGGACGAUUAAGAAUCUUGACGGUCGUCCUCAAACUACUCAUCCAAGAAGCGAUCUACACCCAUCUAUAAAAUAGUGAUUCUUUAAACUUCCCUUGAGAUCUCGUUUGUUACUUGUUUGAUUUCGUACAUCAAUAAUGAUCAAGCUAGAUUUGAUUUUUCUCCACAAAUAAGAAGCACAUUGAGUUAAAUUUUAUGUUGUAAACUUAAAAUGCUAUUUUUCAGUUCUGUAAGAAUUUCUUUGGGAGAAGCUUCAAUUAUAACGUAAAGACAAGACUAUUUUUGAACUUUGAAGU